GUGAACCGGAAGUUUAUUAGUCACGAGCGAUGAAUAAAAAUAUCACCAUCAGAGUCAUCACGAGCCAUGAGUUAAAUUCACUUCAAAAUAUUCAUUAUUGAGGCUAAAAUGAACUCGACAUCCAGCAGAUACAGCAGCUGUGUGAUGUUGGCUCUGUUAAUUAUCGCGGAGCUGCUUCCACGAGGAGCUGCUUCAGAUGUCGAUGAGAUCCCUGAAUUCAGAGUCUCAGAUGUAGAAAAACAGCCGCAGAGACAGUUCAAGACAGCAGAGAUCGCAGAUGCGCUGAUGGGAACCGAACCUCCAGCUCAUUCUCCAGGGAUUGAGCAUCUCAUUCCUAAAGACGUGCACGAGUCCUUCCUGGGAGAAGUAUGUGUUGAUGGACAGUGUGAGGUGGAGGAGAGCAGCGAUUCAGAAGCACCUGAGCUCAUCCUGUCAGGAGUGAUUCACACAGAAGCCGUGGACAUGAAGAACCAGAACCUCACUGAUACGGCCAAGACGUACAAAGUCAACUGUGAUAAAAGGAACAUAACAGGAAUCGAGCGCUUCACAGUGCAGGUGCUCAAUGCAUCUCAGGAUCUGAUGGAGCUGUUGCAUGUGAACAGCACAGAGUGUUCACUAGUCCUCUUUUACACCACAUGGUGUCAGUUUUCAGCCAACCUCGCACCACACUUCAACGCUCUGCCGCGAGUCUUUCCCUCCAUGUUCUUCCUGGCGCUCGACGCGUCCCAACACAGCAGUCUGUCAACACGCUUUGGCACAGUGGCCGUGCCCAAUAUACUCCUGUUUCAGGGUGCCAAGCCAAUGGCUAGAUUCAACCAAACAGAGCGAACAUUAGAAACCCUCACGUCUUUCAUUACAAACCAGACAGGUUUCGAAGCAAGUCCAGAUCAGGCUGUGCAGGAUGAAGACCGUUUGGGCCCUCUGCUGGCAGUUCCCAUGAAAAGCAUUGAUUGGCUCUUUGUGUUUUCUGUUCUUUUUAUCUCGGGCUUUACGCUCUAUGCCAUCCUGUGUACGGACAGCAUUCGCUGGCUCAUACCAGGACAAGACCAUGAACAUCAGGAAUAAAGUGUGCUGCUGCAUUUUUACACCUGACUGUUGUCAAUAUCUGCCGGUUGUGUCAUGUGAUUUGAAUGGAAUAAAGAAGUAUAGAAAGUAAUGUUUUUCUGAGCAGUCAACACCCAGAGCUAAAAUACAUGUUGUUUUGAAACCACAUCUUUACAUGAAACUUUCUCAGUUCCAUUUUAAAGCAAUGUCUGGUGCUAGGGGGUCUGCGAAAAAAACAUUUGACAUUAUUACUGUUUCAUUCUGCUUUCUAAACACUGCUCGAAAAUCAUGUGGUUGAUUAUUGACAGCCAUAGAUUUUAACAGUAACAAAUGAAAACAAAUCCACUUUUUUUUAUUUGUUUUGUGCAAAAACUGUUUCUUAUUUAAGUGUUUAUCUCACCCUCCUUGCAGUGUACAUACUUUCAAGAAUACAUUGUACUUGUUUUGUGAUUGUAGAGUGUAAUGCAUUGUACAAAUACAUUUUAAUUGAAAAUG
This is a messenger RNA of Myxocyprinus asiaticus (Chinese sucker), 1539 nucleotides long. RefSeq names its product thioredoxin domain containing 15 (gene txndc15). NCBI's taxonomy places the organism in Eukaryota, Metazoa, Chordata, Actinopteri, Cypriniformes, Catostomidae. Gene Ontology annotation, biological process: cilium assembly. Gene Ontology annotation, cellular component: cilium. Bases 109 to 1065 code for a protein of 318 amino acids. The transcript has 5 exons. The record is from RefSeq and is a predicted model, not a curated record.